GAAAAUUAUGUCCAGCCCUCAAUCCCUCGUUUUGAUGGAGAAUUUUCUCCGGUCCAAAGAGUAUUGGAUUGUUGUUGAAGCUAGAGUUCUAAAACCAGUGGUAGGUGCAAAUGAUGCACAGAAGGCAAAAAUUGAGAAGGAAAAAUUGAAGGAUCUCAAGGCUAAGAACUAUUUGUUCCAAGCCAUAGAUCGGGCUAUCUUGGAAACAAUUCUUAACAAGUCUACUUCCAAGAAUAUUUGGGAUUCUAUGAAGAAGAAGUACCAGGGGAAUGAAAGUGCAAGGCGGCAAAAGCGCCAGGCUUUGUGGGCAGAAUUUGAAGUUCUGCAGAUGCAGAUUGGUGAAUCUGUAGAUGAUUAUUUUGCAAGGACGACGGCUAUUACAAACAAGAUGAGGAUCCAUGGUGAAAAUCUGGAGAAUGUUGCCAUAGUUGAGAAAAUCCUUCGGUCUAUGACAACAAAAUUCAAUUAUGUUGUUUUCUCAAUUGAGGAGUCAAAUAAUAUUGAGACUUUUCCCUUGAUGAGUUGCAGAACUCAUUGUCGAGGAAAAGAAAACUGGAAAGGCAGACCAAGAUCUGGCAGACCGAGAUCUAACAGAUUGGAGGAAAAUUCAGCCAUUGGAAUUCAGAAGAGGUGGCAGAACAGAAAUUAUCAAGCUGCAGAUAACAGAUCCAAACCUGCAGGAAAGGCAAAUAUUGAAUGCUUCAGAUGUCAUAAGUAUGGCCAUUAUCGUUCUGAGUGUCGUGCUAAUCUGAAUAGAGGAGAAAGUUCCAAUUUUGCAGAACACAACAAGAAGAAUGAUGAUUUCUCUCUAUUCAUGGUCUGCCAUCCUAAAGAAGUCAGCAAGAAGAAUGUGUGGUAUCUGGAUACUGGUUGCAACAAUCACAUAUGUGGAGACAAAUCUGCGUUUUCAUAUUUGGAUGAGUCUUGUCAAGACAAGGUGAAAUUUGGUGAUAAUUCCAAUAUUGCAGUCAAGGGAAGGGGAAAGGACACAGCUUGGUUAUGGCAUUGCCGAUUUGGACCACUUUAUUUUGGUGGGUUGAAAGCUUUGCAACAGAAGAAGAUGGUAAAUGGUCUUCCUCAUUUUGAUUCUCCUUUAGAAAUUUGUGAAAUCUGCGUGGUCAGUAAACAGCACCAUGACAGCAUUCCUAAAGACAGAUCUUGGAGAGCAAAGCAAGUGCUAGAUCUGGUUCAUUCUAAUUUGUGUGGAGCCAUAAAUCCAACAUCUAAUGGAGGUAAACAAUACUUUAUGACCUUUGUUGAUGAUUACAGUCGCAAAACAUGGGUGUAUUUUUUGCAGACCAAGUCAGAAGCCUUAACAACCUUUAAAAAUUUCAAAGUCCUGGUUGAGAAUGAGGUUGGCAGAUCUGUAAAGGUUCUGCGUACAGAUCGUGGUGAAAAAUCUGGACAACAGAUUCCUACAGAUUUCGAAAAUGAAGAAGAUCUGACUGUGCAGAACUUAGAAGGUCAAACUUCAACAGAUCUUGAGGUUUUAAGACAGACAGCUGAAGAAAGUCUACCUACAAAAGUAGAGCUCAGUACUGGAGGAAGUCUGCCAACAACACCAGAACUGGAAUCUGGAACUAAUUGUGAUCCAUUGACAUAUGAAGAAGCUGUUAAAGAAGAAAAGUGGCAAAAAGCCAUGGCAGAAGAAAUUGGUUCUAUUGAAAGGAACCAAACUUGGGAGUUGACAGAUCUUCCAGAAGGGCACAAAACAAUUGGUGUUAAGUGGAUCUACAAGACAAAGCUCAAAAAGAAUAGGGCGGUUGACAAAUUCAAAGCUCGCUUGGUGGCAAAGGGUUACAAGAAUGAUUUUGGCAUGUUGGAAAAGUUCAAGCAGUCCAUGAAGCUGGAAUUUGAUAUGACAGAUCUGGAUUUUGGACUAUUCUACAAGAAGGGUGACCAGACAGAUCUCGCAGGCUUUACAAACAGUGAUUAUGCUGGAGAUCUGGAUGACAGAAAAAGCACUUCUGGGUUUGUUUUUAUGCUGGGAUCUAGUGCAAUUUCAUGGUCUUCAAAGAAGCAGCCCAUUGUGACUUUGUCCACAACAGAAGCGGAGUAUGUGGCAGCAACCUCUUGUGCUUGUCAAGCUAUUUGGUUGAGAAGAAUUAUGGAAGAACUUAAGCUGAAUCAACAUGAGGCCACUUCAAUUUAUUGUGAUAAUAGUUCAGCUAUCAAGCUUUCUAAAAAUCCAAUUUUGCAUGGGAGAAGCAAGCAUAUACAUGUGAGAAUUCAGUUUGAGGGAGAGUCUGCAGAUUCCAGAUCUGCAGAUCUGCAGAUAUGGUGUUAUCCAAAUUUCUUUAAACUAAAGUUUGAAGACUUUCAGUUUAAGGGAGGGAUUGUUGGAAAUUAAAUCCUAUUAUUUAGCCAUUAUCUCUAUAUUUUAUGAAGUUUAAGUUAUUUAUUUGUUUUAGAUCACUCUUACCAGAUUUGAGGCCUAAAAUCCAAGUCUUUUCUAGAGUUUUUUCUCAGUCACAGUUGAGUGCAAAGUGGUGUGAGCAUUAUAUAUUUUUUUGUUUCUUCUUCAGUGUGCAUUUUCAUCUUUGCAAUAAUGGCGUUUGCUGGUAGAGGAGUCAUUACUCUUGGCUCCUCGAUUCUGAAACCUCAAAGUGAAAUUCUUGUCAUCGAAACUUUCAUUUUAGUGCGAAACAUAUCUCGCAGUCAUGAAUACAAAUUACCGUGAUUG
This is a messenger RNA of Rubroshorea leprosula, 2683 nucleotides long. The record is from the annotation of a GenBank genome assembly. Lineage: Eukaryota; Viridiplantae; Streptophyta; Magnoliopsida; Malvales; Dipterocarpaceae.